This is a messenger RNA of Python bivittatus (Burmese python), 1153 nucleotides long. Lineage: Eukaryota; Metazoa; Chordata; Lepidosauria; Squamata; Pythonidae. The record is from RefSeq and is a predicted model, not a curated record.
AUGAGAGAUCCUGACAGAAUGAGGAAUCCCUCCAGUCCCCCUCAGGAGCUGUUUUUCAGGAAGAUCUCUCAGGAAGAUCCAAGUGAGGACAGCUCAGGAGUUGUAAAUGAACACUCUCCAACCCAAACCAAAGGAGAAGAUUCUAUCUGCAGAGACGGUAGAAAAAAUCACAAUUGGACUUUCACUUUAUCCUGUGAAAAUGGAUCCCUUACUUCUCAUAAAAGGAUCUCCACAGGGGAGAAGCCAUGUAAAUGUUUGGAAUCUGGAAAGAUUUUCAGAACAAGUUGUCAAGUUACUUCACAUGAAAGGAUCCAGACUAGGGAGAAACCACAUGAAUGCACAGAGUGUGGAAAGAGCUUCUGGACAAGCAGUCACCUUAUUAUCCAUAAAAGGAUCCACACAGGGGAGAAGCCAUAUAAGUGCAUGGAGUGUGGAAAGAGCUUCUCUCAAAAUACAUCCCUUAUGUAUCAUAAAAGGAUCCACACAGGAGAGAAACCAUAUAAAUGCCUGGAGUGUGGAAAGACUUUUAGUCAAAACGGUCAUGUUACUUCCCAUAAAAGGAUCCACACAGGGGAGAAGCCAUAUAAGUGCAUGGAGUGUGGAAAGAGCUUCUCUCAAAAUACAUCCCUUAUGUAUCAUAAAAGGAUCCACACAGGAGAGAAACCAUAUAAAUGCCUGGAGUGUGGAAAGACUUUUAGUCAAAACGGUCAUCUUACUUCCCAUAAAAGGAUCCACACAGGGGAGAAACUUUAUAAAUGCAUGGACUGUGAAAAAAGCUUCACCAGAAACAGUUCUCUUAUUUGUCAUAAAAGGAUCCACACAGGGGAAAAACCGUAUAAAUGCAUGGAGUGCGGAAAGAGCUUUACUACUAGGAGUGAUCUUACUUCCCAUAAAAGGAUCCACACAGGGGAGAAACCAUAUAAGUGCUUGGAGUGUGAAAAGAGCUUCACCAGAAACAGUUCUCUUAUUUCUCAUAAAAGGAUCCACACGGGAAAAACCAUAUGGUUCCUGAAAGCAGUAAUCUUCCCAUAAAGUUAUCCAAACCGGGGAGAAGCCAUAUAAGUGCCUGGAGUGUGGAAAGAACUUCAGGAGGAGGAAUGACCUAAUUUCAUAUACACAGAUCUGUUUGUUUCAGAGUCCAUGCAAAAUUUAG